AUGGUCCCCAAAGAAGAUUACUUGUACUGGGGAAUUGCCAAACUUCUCCUCCAUUUCAGAUGGAACUGGGUUGGUCUCCUUGCACCGGACACUGACAAUGGCAAAAGAUUCCUGCAGAAUCUUAAUCCCAUAUUAACCCGGAACACAAUUUGUGUUGCCUUCUCAGUGAGCAUCCCAACCGUGUUCUGGAAAAUGAGGCUCCUGCACAACGAACCAUUUCACUUGUGGAACCAAGUCAGCGUUUUAAUAUAUUUUGGAGAAGAUCGCCAUUUUUACAGCUCUAUACACCUAAUUCAACGCCACGUUCAAAGGCACAUCAAGCCUCUCCUGGCGAAAGUUUGGAUCACCACAGCCCUGUGGGACCUCUUCAUGAAUUUAUCUCAUGAAGUACUGUCUCCCCAACAUUUCCAGGGUUUCUUCUCUUUCUUAAUGCAAGUUGGAAAAAGACCGCAGUAUGUUUAUGAAACAUUUUUCAUCCCUAUGCAACGGUUUGGCAUGAAGGCCUUCAGCUGUUUGUAUUCCAAACACUUCUUUUCUGUGAAAGGAAGGGUGAGGUGCCAGGAGAAUGAGGACCUGGAGACCCUACAGGAAGAGGUGCUAGAGAAAACCCUCUCUCUGGAUGGCUACGGUAUUUACAACCUCGCCCGGGCAGUUGCUCGGGCAUCACACACUGCCUACUUAUCCAGAUCCAAGCAGAAAGCGAUGAAAGAAAAAAAUCAGAAGCUGAUGCUUCAGACAUGGCAGUCUCUGCCUCGCUCCAGGUGUACCGAAAGCUGUCGUCCUGGCCAAGCCAAGGUGGUCCUGGAAGGAAGGCCUCUUUGCUGCUACAGAUGUGUCAUGUGUGCAAAAGGCACCAUCUCCACUCAGGAAGAUGCAGAGAAGUGCACAAGAUGUCUAGAAGAUCAGCAUCCAAAUAAAGACCAAACCAAAUGCAUCCCCAAGAAAGUAACCUUCUUGUCUUACAAAGAAGACUUGGGCAUAAUCCUGGCUUCCUCUAGCCUCGUCUUGUCUUUGAUCACUGCCUUCGUCUUAGCAAUCUUCAUCAAAUUCUUAGAAACACCCAUAGUCAAGGCCAACAACCGGGACCUUUCCUACAUCCUUCUGGUCUCUCUCCUGUUGUCCUUCUUGACCUCCCUCCUCUUCAUUGGUCGUCCCAGGGCAGCCACCUGCCUUCUCAGGCAAACAUCCUUCAGCAUCAUCUUCUCUAUUGCAGUAUCUUCCAUCUUAGCCAAAACGAUUACAGUGGUGCUAGCCUUCCUGGCCACAAGACCUGGGAAUUCUGUGCGGAGAUGGUUGGGAAAGAUUUUAGCCAACUCUAUUGUCCUUUCUGGCUCUGGUCUCCAAGUUAUCAUCUGUACCGUCUGGUUGGGAGUUUCUCCCUCAUUUCCCGAGUCUGACGUGCACUCCCAGCCAGAAGAGAUUGUUCUGAAGUGCAAUGAAGGCUCUAUCAUCAUGUUUUACAGUGCCCUCUCAUACAUGGGCUUCUUGGCUGCCAUCUGUUUCACGGUGGCUUUCCUGGCCAGGAACCUUCCUGGGGCCUUCAAUGAAGCCAAGCUGAUCACCUUCAGCAUGUUGGUCUUUUGCAGUGUGUGGGUGUCCUUUGUCCCCACCUACCUAAGUACCAAAGGGAAAUAUAUGGUAGCUGUGCAGGUCUUCUCCAUUCUGGCCUCCAGUGCCGGACUGCUGGGCUGCAUCUUCAUUCCCAAAUGCUACAUUAUCUUACUACGACCUGACCUGAAUACAAAGGAGCAGCUAACAGCAAAAA
Messenger RNA from Notechis scutatus (mainland tiger snake), 1765 nucleotides. The record is from RefSeq and is a predicted model, not a curated record. NCBI's taxonomy places the organism in Eukaryota, Metazoa, Chordata, Lepidosauria, Squamata, Elapidae.